Amphibalanus amphitrite is the source of this 2436-nucleotide messenger RNA. RefSeq lists its product as uncharacterized. Lineage: Eukaryota; Metazoa; Arthropoda; Thecostraca; Balanomorpha; Balanidae. The transcript is spliced from 8 exons. The record is from RefSeq and is a predicted model, not a curated record. Gene Ontology annotation, biological process: regulation of DNA-templated transcription. The coding region runs from base 197 to 1747 and encodes 516 amino acids. Gene Ontology annotation, molecular function: DNA-binding transcription factor activity; sequence-specific DNA binding; zinc ion binding.
GUGGUGGGUGAGUUCCCAUGGUUUCUCGCGACGUAUAUGCACAUACCAAUUGCAUAUAAACAUUAGUAAUUGACAAUUAUUGGUGUUUGACUCUCUGGGAAUGGAAAUCGUCAGAUAAGAUAAUCGUUUUCUUCUGCAUUGGGUCGAAGGUUACGACGUGUCACGAUAGUUAACAUUGAGGCCAGGCGGCACCACCAUGGAGAUGUCGGAGGUGACGGUCAGCCUGUCGGCGGGCCAGGCGCGCCGCCUGGAACGGCUCUCUACCGACCACGGCCCCGGCUACAUGGACCACCUGCUGGACGUGGUGACGCCCUUCAUCGAAAACGACGGGGCGCCCACCGAGCCGCCGCCCAUCGACGAGUGGAUCCCCAAGAUCGGCAUCGACGCUGUCAACAGGAGCGUCGAAAUCGAUGUGGGCUCGCAGGUGGUGGUUGUGAACCUGGCCGACUUUUACAAGAAGCGGGACGCGUCACAGCUGCUGGGGUCCCGAUCGGAGUCGGUCACUCCGGCGAUACCCGCCGACCCUGCCACCAGCGCCCUGCACCUGCUGGCGGCCACUGCCACACAGGAGGCCGGCGCUGGACCCAAGUUCACCUGCGUGCUCUGUCACGCCGUGUGUCCCUCUGUGGCGGCGCUGCGGCUGCACGGCGCCGCCGCCCACUGCGCGCGGCUCUUCGUCUGCCGGCGCUGCGGACUCUCGUACCUGACUCAGCGCGAGCUGGACAGACACCCUUGUGAGGAGGAGCGGAGAGAGCGCCAGGAGCGGCGCAGAGAGCUGGAGGAGGAGCGCGAGCGGCUCGAGAGGCAGAAGGUGCCGCCGCUGCUGGUGCGGCCAUCCAAGAACGACCGAGUGCGCCGCCUGGAGGACACCAGUUCGGAGGACUCUGACGAGCCGGAGGAGCCGGCUCGCCGCUGGCCCAGCCCGCCUCACUCCCGGCCCGUGUCCCACCGUCCGCCGCCGGCAGCCCCGGCACCCCGGCCGCCACCGCCCAAAGCCUCCCCAGCGGCCGCCCAGGCCCGCCGGCCCGCACCGCCCAAUGGAAAGAAGGAGGCAUACGUAUGCCGUGUGUGCCACUCCAAGUUCCGCGACCCCAAGUCGGUGCUGAACCACCUCAAGCAGUUCCACCCGGAGCACGCGCGCAAGGCGUGGAAUAAGUUCCAGGAUAACCUGAAGAACCGUCAGUCGGGCGCGGCGCCGCCCCCCGCGGCCGGCAGGGGCGCCGGCGGCGGCGACAACACGUUCGCAGUCCGCUCUGUGGCGCCGAUGAAGCUGAAGCUGUCCCGCUCGGCACAGCAGCAGCGGAUGCACCACGCACCACCGCAGCGCCGGCCGCACUCGCCGCCGGCCCCCAGCUCGGAGCCGACCGGUCCGCCGUCCCCCGGGUUCGUCACGUGUGGCGUGUGUGGCGGCACCAAGUACUACACCCACACAGCCAGCUGCAAGCUGGACGGCUCCUACGCCUGUGAACCGUGCCGUAAGUUUGUCAGCCGUCUGAUGCCCCACCAGUCGGUACAGUGCCUCCUCGGGCUGGGGCGGUGCCAUAUUCCGGCCGUGGCGCCGCGACACUCUGCCGAGGCGCGCUGUCGCGCCUGCUGGCUCAAAAAGUGCCUGCUGGCGUUCAACAUGACGCCGGAGCGACACAACAAACUGCGGCACCUGCUACCGCCGAGCAUCGCGCGAGAUGUGCCCGAGGCGGCGCACAAGCCUUUCCAGCAGACGGGGCGCUGUGAGCUGGACGAGCCGUAACCGGGUGUGAGACGGCUGUGUAGGGAGUUGGAUAUCCCGUACCGCAGAAACUAGAGACGAUAGCGGGAGGACAUGGUGACAAGAAGUCCGAGAUGGGCAUGCUUUGCAUGGAAUCUGAGAUGAGACUUUGAAUGAGCGCUUGCUGAUACGUGUUUCGGAACGUGUGAUGCUCACAACCCAAACUGUCAGUCUGCACGCGUAAAUCACCUCAGCGAUGCAGACAGUUUCAGGGUUAGUCGUUCGCCAGAGGGCUGACUCCACCGGCUGUGGGACUUGACAUGACGUCGCCUCGCAGCUCAGACGUUACGUUUCGGAUCCCAGUGAUGUCUCCCCCUGUGUGACGCUGUUCGGCACAAACUGUGUGACCUGUAGCGUGGCGCCGGCGCUACAUCCGAUAGUGUCUCUCAAAGGACGGAUCCGCUCGGUCCGUGUGUGUUUCGGGUGUAUCUUGGUGCCUCCGUUCGGCUGUACGCGAGUGAGUUCACUGCUGGUCGAGUUACUGGUUUAAUGAAAGCUCAGAAGUUGUCGGUUGAUGUUCCGUCUCGAGUCUCUCAGCUGCUCUUUCACGUACCUUGGUAGUGUUCGUUCACAGGCGGGAGUGAGGGGCGUUAUGUUUGACGUGCGGUCGAGUUCAGGGUUGGUCAAAUGUUCCCGUUUUCAUGUAACUUGAAUGAUGUUUGAAAAAUAAA